This is a messenger RNA of Oncorhynchus keta (chum salmon), 3685 nucleotides long. RefSeq names its product disabled homolog 2-like. Bases 1455 to 2597 code for a protein of 380 amino acids. The record is from RefSeq and is a predicted model, not a curated record. The transcript is spliced from 10 exons. Lineage: Eukaryota; Metazoa; Chordata; Actinopteri; Salmoniformes; Salmonidae.
AGAGAUGAGGAUCCCGGUGCCACCACCCCGCUGACCAGAAGCUCUCGGGGUGUGCGAGAACACGUGGGCGGACGAAGAGAGAGCAGUAGGAGUAGCAGUGUUGUCUGUGGUGAUCCAUGUUUCCGUCAGUGCCAAGAAGUCGAGGGACUGGAGGGAGGCAUAGGCUGAGAUGAACUCUGCCUUGUUGGCCGCAGAUCGGCAGUUCCAGAGGCUACCGGAGACCUGGAACUCCACGUGGGUCGUGCGCGCUGGGACCACCAGAUUAGGGUGGCCGCGGCCACGCGGUGUGGAGUGUUUGUAUGGUCUGUGCAGAGAGGAGAGAACAGGGAUAGACAGACACAUAGUUGACAGGCUACAGAAGAGGCUACGCUAAUGCAAAGGAGAUUGGAAUGACAAGUGGACUACACGUCUCGAAUGUUCAGAAAGUUAAGCUUACGUAGCAAGAAUCUUAUUGACUAAAAUUAUUAAAAUGAUACAGUACUGCUGAAGUAGGCUAGCUGGCAGUGGCUGCGUUGUUGACACUACACAAUCAAGUCGUUCCGUUGAGUGUAAUAGUUUCUGCAGUGCUGCUAUUCGGGGGCUAGCUGGCUAGCUAGCAGUGUUGUUUACGUUACGUUGCGUUAAAAGAACGACAAUAGCUGGCUAGCUAACCUAGAAAAUCGCACUAGACUACACAAUUGUCUUUGAUACAAAGACGGCUAUGUAGCUAGCUACGAUCAAACAAAUCAAACCGUUGUACUGUAAUGAAAUGAAAUGAAAAUGUGAUACUACCUGUGAAUGCGACCGGGUUGUUGAGUUCUAUUCAGUAGACGUUGGCUAGCUGUUAGCUGUUAGCUAGCUAGCAGAGUCUCCUACGUUAAGGACGACAAAUAGCUGGCUAGCUAACCUCUGUAAAUUAAGAUAAUCACUCUAAGACUACACACUCUAAACUACACAAUUAUCUAGGAUACGAAGACAGCAAAGACAGCUCUAUAUUAUACAUUAUGGGAUAUUUUGUGUAGAUUGCUGAGGAAGAAAUGUAAGAAUGAGGCUGUUAUGUAACAAAAUGUGGAAAAAGUCAAGGCGUCUGAAUACUUUCUGAAGGCACUGUAAAUGCUGUAUACUCUGUGUAUGAGUAAUAUGGGAAAUGGGCUGACAUUUUCAUUCUAUUUAAUACAUGGUAAGACUGGCUUAGCAUUGCUACACUAGUUUAGCCCUUAUGACCUUUCUAUUGUUACUUCUUUCAUUACUGAUGUCAAUAUCACCUGAGAGAUUAUGCUGUUGGUGGGAAUUACAGCAACUCCGUUGAAGAGUUCCAAAGUAUUUUAUUGCAACGCCAGCGGAUGUUAAUACAUCACCAGUGAGGUAUCUUUCUGACCUUUGGCUCCAAGACAUUUCACACGGCUUUGAGGCUCGAGUCGAGCCAAAGAGUUGAAAGGAACAACAUCCUUAGCAGUUGCAAGCAGCACAUCAUUAUGGAGACAGACCAAGAGGCUUGCAAGGCAGCUGCGAGCUGUCCAGUUCCAAGCCAAGGACCCGUCAAGACUGGCUGGCUGUCCUCCAACAAGAGGGGCCCCCCAGUAACCAAGCUGCCAUCUGAUGGGACCUUUCGUUUCCAAGGAGACGGGGUUCGCUAUAAGGCCAAGCUGAUUGGCGUGGACUGCGUCCCAGUAGCCCAGGGAGACAAGAUGUGUUUGGACUCCAUGAUGAAACUCAAGGGCCAGGAGGUGGCAGGCAGGAGCCAGGGACGACACAAGCAGAGGGUGUGGCUGAAGGUGUCCAUUACUGGUGUGAAAAUCUUAGAUGAGAGGACUGGGGUUGUGGAGUAUGACCAUGAGAGGGGGAAGAUAAACUCCCUGACAAAGGAUGAGUCAGACCCUAGAGCCCUCUCCUACAUCUACGAUCAUGAAGGCACCUACACUCUGUUCUACAUCAAGAUGGCCAAUUUGGCUGACCCUGUCCUUGAUGAUAUCAAAGAAGUCUGCCAAAGCCCAGUAACACAAGAGGACCAAGUCAUAAAGGUCAAUAAACCAGUAGAGAAUGCUGUCGCCUUACUGCUUCUUGAUGAGAAUAUAGCUUCUCCAAAGGGCCUGGAUGACUUGGAAAUGUUAAAUUCCAUGCCUAGCUCUCCGUCAGGGCAACCAAAGCAGAUCUCAUCCAAGGACGAGCUGAUGGACAUCUUCUCUUUCCCCAGUCAAAACUCUGACAUGAAUCAACCAGGAUCUCCACAGUCUCUGUCAGUUCCUCAGAUAUUUCCCACCUUCCCUGGUCAGCCGAUCGCUGUUGCGUCAUUCAACUCACCUCCUGUUUCAAUACCUUGGUGUCAGCAAGGGCCCCUCCCAACUCUCUCACCCAGCUCAAAUGGAUCCUGGGGGGCUCCGGCCCCCUGGCCUUCCCAGCCCAACAUGACUGGAUGGAUCCCGGGGCCGGGUGGCAUGAUGCCCUAUGGAGGCCCCCAGCUGCAGGGGUACGGAGUGAACCCACAGCCAGGGGUUAUGUGGGGUCAGAACACAAUGAGCUUUCCCACCUCUGCCCCAAACUACACACCCUACAGGGCAGAGGGACUCCAGCAGCAGCCCGGCUCUCCUACCACCAACAACAAACCAGCCCAAGGAUGAACUGGCUUAGAGAGCCAAUGAAAUGUCCCUGUUGUCUUCAUGUCUGUAUGCUUGGCAUUGUCAGGGUCGGAUUACAGAACGGGCAGGCAGGGCAUGACCUUCUAUGCCCCCUGAUGUUCCGGGGUCCCCAGAUAGCAUAUUCUACCAAAAUGUGUAGAAUUACAGAAAAUGUGCUUUAAAACUGCAACCUUUUCUCUCAGCCUCAUGGCAAAAUGUGAACAAUGGCAUGAGAUGAGCUGUAAAACAGAAUAUUCUUCUCUCUGACCCAUGGCAAAAAGUGUAGAAUUGCAGGAAAUUAACUUUACAACUGCAAGAUUUUCUCAUAGCCUCAUAACACAAGGUAUAGAAUAGCAUUAUAAAACUACAAUUUUUUAAGGAAGUUAGCAGUUUUCCCAUUAAAAAAAAUAUCUGGAUGCCCAAAAUGCAGUAGUCCGGCCCUGUGCGUUGUCUUUCAGUACUUAGUAGUACCUUUUCCAUAUGUAUGUAUUCCGUAUUCCAUUCCGUAUGUAUGAAUCUGUUUACUAGGGUGCAGUUCUACAUUGCUUUUGAUAAUGUACAUUUGUGAAUUUGAGCUCAACAGCAAUUAUAUCUGUAGAUUGUUUAGUAGACUUUACUUUUUUUGACAGGAUCAUUUAGAUGAAGAAGUAAGACGAAAAUUCAAUUCAAAUGCUGUAGUUUUGGAGGGAUCUCACAGAGCUGAACUUGUUUACAAUUCUGAGAAUUCACAUGAAAGACAAAUUUGGCAUUAUUUUCAAAUGUAUUUUCUCCAUCUAUGUAAACAAGAAAGUGGUUAUGUUUAUGUUCUAGAAAGUGAACUCCAUGCAUGCUGUGGGUCUCAUGAUGGGAUUAGUGUUCAUAAAUCAUGUUUGUGUAGAUAUUUAAAUCAAGUAAUGAGGGUUGAAUAGAUUUGAGUAUCUCAGCUCCAUUUUGGAUUAAAUGGGUAUUGGGCCUACUGAUAAUGUUAAAAACAUUUUUUUUUAAGUACUCGUUUUUCAAGAGGGACAUACACUUUGUAAUGGUAAUCAUCAAAAGUCAUGGAAAUAAAUUGUGUCAUGGAUGUCAUAAUAAAAAUGCAUAUCUUACGGUAA